AUGAUAAAAUAGAUUUCAUUUCUAGUGUUGAAUUUGUAAAAAAAACUUAGUGUCGAGUAAUAAUUGGAGCGAAACGAGUAAAAAUGAUUUUCGUUCUGUUUUUUCUAGCUUUUGUGACCAUCAAUUUGGUGAAUGCCAAGGAGCAAGUUGCGUUGGAAAAAUAUUCUCCUCGUAUUGUAGGUGGAAAAGCGACAACAGUCGAACGAUUUCCAUGGCAAUUGAGCAUUCGAAACAAUGGAAAUCAUCGAUGCGGUGCAUCGAUUAUCUCAGAAAAUCGCGCUUUGAGCGCAGCACAUUGCUAUCGACCAUAUUCCGAUAAGAUGCAUGAACUCACAGUACUGGCUGGAUCUACAUCGCGUUUUGGCGACGGUGGCAGUUUUAUUAUUGGCCUAGAUAAAUAUAUUCAACAUCCAAAUUAUGACAACGCAACACUGGCAAAUGAUAUCGCCGUACUGUGGCUGCAACGCAAAUUGGUUUUUAGCUUAAAAAUUCGCCCAGUUAAUAUACCGAAGCAAAACGCGCCGCUUGUUUAUGGGUCAACGGCUUUGGUAUCAGGCUGGGGUUAUCGUCGACAGAACCAACCGUCGAGUGUAGCCGAUAUACUUCAGUACACAUCAAUUACCGUAUUGCCAAGUAUAGUCUGUUCGAAUGCAUACGACAAGUGGUUUAAAGAAAGUAUGUUCUGUAGUGGCGUCGUUGGGGGCGGUAGAGAUGCUUGUCAAGGUGACUCCGGUGGUCCUCUCACAACGAAUGGCCUUCAAAUCGGCAUUAUAUCUUGGGGCACUGGUUGUGGUGAUCCGAAAUUCCCAGGAGUUUACACAAACAUUGCACUGUUUCGUAAAUGGAUUGAUAGUGUUCUAUAAAGUGUUUCUGUAAUAAAAACUGAAUGAAAUUCCAAACGAACAAACAUGUUUAU
Sitodiplosis mosellana (orange wheat blossom midge) is the source of this 916-nucleotide messenger RNA. RefSeq names its product trypsin alpha-like. Lineage: Eukaryota; Metazoa; Arthropoda; Insecta; Diptera; Cecidomyiidae. The coding region runs from base 84 to 863 and encodes 259 amino acids. Gene Ontology annotation, molecular function: serine-type endopeptidase activity. Gene Ontology annotation, biological process: proteolysis. The transcript has 6 exons. The record is from RefSeq and is a predicted model, not a curated record.